AUGGCAAUGGAAAAUACAGAUUUAGACGUUAGUAGCGGCUCAACGACAAUUAACAUGCCUGUUCAGGUAAAUCCACCGGAGAAAUUUACGUUUUCACAGCCAAAUAUGUGGCCCCAGUGGCGCAAGAGGUUCCAGCGUUUCAUGAGCGUGUCGGGACAAGAUCAGAAGCCGGAGAAAGACAAAAUCGACAUUCUUAUGUAUAUAAUGGGAGAUGAGUCCGAAGAAAUCGUUCUACAGUUUCCGAAAAUUCCAGCUACUAAUUCAGAGAUGUUACAGAGUUUUGAAAAUCACUUUAUUCCCUGUCGAGAAGCUAUAGGACACUUUAUUACCAGUUUACAUUCGUUGGCAGAAUAUUGUGACUACAGAACCCUUAAGGAAGAGCUAAUUAGGGAUCGCAUAGUGGUAGGAAUGUUAGAUACAAAAACUAGCGAACGUUUGCAUCUACAAGGUACGCUGACUUUGAAAGAAUGUAUUAUUGCUGCAAAACAAGCAGAAAUGCAGGCAAAUCAGACUCGGGAAUUGCGUAAUAAAAACCGUUAUCAUCCAACUCAAGAAGUAGCAAAAGUGGGUGUCCAAAAUAGAGAACGAGGCAAUGUCACCGUAUCGUUUCAGAAGGCAGACAACAUCAGAAGAAAGAAUUUCCAGGGAGACACGUGUAUGUUUUGUGGUCAGCAGUCUCACUUAAGGGAGGUAUGUCCUGCUAGAAGGUCUCAGUGUAAUAAGUGCAAAAAAUUUGGUCACUGGGCAUCAGUUUGCUUAUCUGGUAAAGGUCAAAGAGAAAAUAAGGUUAGUACUGUAGAAAUUGAUAAUUUUAUGAUAAAUUCAGAGGGUAAUAAUUUGAAUUUUGUCGGCUCUGUUUAUAUUAAUAAUAUUGAGGCUCGAGAGUGGCUGAUUUCUGUGCUUGUGUUUGAGCUGCGGACAAAAUUUGAAUUUUUAAUUGACUCUGGAGCAGAUGUUUCAUGUAUUCCUAGUUCUCUGAUGCCUAAAGAGAUAUUAAAAACUUUAUGUAAGCCUUAUCAAACAGUUACUGGUCCAUCUGGCAUUAAAUUGGAGGUAGCAGGAAGUCUUCCUGUUACCCUCUGUCAUAAUAAUGACAUUUCAAAAACUCAAAUGUUUGUUAUACAAAAUUUAUCUAAACCUAUUUUUGGAAGAAAAGCAAUAUAUAUUAGACUUAAAACUUCUACAAUUUCAUGA
Messenger RNA from Diabrotica virgifera virgifera (western corn rootworm), 1194 nucleotides. RefSeq lists its product as uncharacterized. The transcript has 2 exons. Gene Ontology annotation, biological process: proteolysis. The coding region runs from base 1 to 1194 and encodes 397 amino acids. The record is from RefSeq and is a predicted model, not a curated record. NCBI's taxonomy places the organism in Eukaryota, Metazoa, Arthropoda, Insecta, Coleoptera, Chrysomelidae. Gene Ontology annotation, molecular function: zinc ion binding; nucleic acid binding; aspartic-type endopeptidase activity.